AAUGACAUAAACCCAUUUGACCUUGUUCCGGUUUCUUGAUCACUGCUUCAUUGCUGCUUCUGUCCUGUGCCCACGCUGCCCCCGUGCCUACGCUGCCUACCCAUCGAGCUGAGACUUUGCAUUGUAUUCAUGUCUUAGUACCAAAGUAAUAACAGCCCAAAAAGAAUGAUCCCCUCGAAGCCUCUAAACGCCAACCGCUCUUAUUUCCUUGCGAACCAAGUGCUGUCCAUUAUGAUCCAAAAUCGCCCGUUUGAUACCCAGCUCGCAUCUGCUAUUACUUCCUCUUGUUUACUGACUGUCGAUUUAGUUUCUGAUGUUCUCCGAUCAAUCCCAAGAUUCUUCUUCCUAUCCACGCGUUCUAUUGGUCGCCAGAAUACUACCCGCCACCGUCCUCCUUUAAAACAGCGCUACCUCAAGCAAGAAUCCCGCAAAUAUCUCAGUAAUGUUCUCGUUCUUGGCCCAGCUGCUUAUAGAGAUCAAAAAAGGGUCAAUCUUGGUUUAAACAAAGCAGUGGAGUUCUUUUAUUGGGUAGAAACUCAUUUUAGCUUUGUACAUACUGAAAGGACGUGUAGAGAGAUGGCUUCCGUAUUGGCUAGAGGUAAUAGACUAGAGAACCUUUGGCAUUUUCUUAAGGACAUGGCGAGAAGAGUGAAUGACGGCGGUGUAAAACUUGUGACUACUAAUACCGUUACCUGUUUGAUAAAAGUCCUAGGAGAAGAAGGCCUGGUGAAUGAGGCAUUGGCGUUGUUUUAUCGAAUGAAGCAGUAUCAUUGUAAACCCGAUGUGUAUGCUUAUAAUACAAUUAUUUACGCUCUCUGUCGAGUUGGGAAUUUUAAGAAGGCGAAAUUCCUAUUAGAACAGAUGGAGUUACCAGGCUUCGUGUGCCCGCCGGACACGUAUACAUACACUAUAUUGAUUAGUUCUUAUUGCAAGUACAGUUUGCAAACUGGGUGUAGAAAGGCUAUAAGGAGGAGAUUAUGGGAGGCCAACCAUUUGUUUAGGAUUAUGCUUUUUAAAGGCUUUGUGCCUGAUGUUGUUACAUAUAAUUGUUUGAUUGAUGGGUGUUGCAAGACUUAUAGAAUUGAGAGAGCUCUGGAGCUUUUUGAGGAUAUGAACAAAAGGGGCUUUACUCCAAACCGAGUUACUUAUAAUUCUUUCAUUAGAUAUUAUAGUGCAGUAAAUGAGAUUGAUAAGGCUGUUGAGAUGUUAAGGACGAUGCAGCGGAUGAAUCAUGGAUUGGCCACUUCGAGUUCUUAUACCCCGAUAAUACAUGCCUUGUGCGAAGCAAAAAGGUUGCAGGAGGCUUGGGAUUUGAUGGUUGAGUUGGUUGAUGGGGGCUCUAUACCCAGAGAAUAUACAUAUAAGUUGGUCUGUGAUGCAUUGGAUUCCUUGGGAGAGGGCAAAUUGCUAGACGAUUCAAUCCAUAAAAGAAUUAAAGAUGGAAUAGAGAAUAGAUAUAGACAAGUAAAGAAAGUGAAGCCAAUAAUGGUUACACACUGAUGCAAUAGCACAUGGAAGGUAUAAUCUUGGGCACUUAUCUCACUAUGUUAGAGUCACUUACUUGUGUCCAUAUUGGGUAUCGGCCCAAGUGUGGACCGGUUGGGGGGUGGGGGGAAGGGGUGUGCUGAAGUGGACAGAAGGCAGGCACUUUCAAGAUAGAGCAAGGGUGUCCGGUUAACAUGAAUUACACUCAAUAGAGCAAAGAUCAGGAAAUUUAAAGCAUUAGGAGGGGGAAGGGGUGUAAUGGGGAUUUUCUGUAGUGGACACGCGACCUUUCAAGAUGGAGUAAAGGGUUUCUGGAUAAUGUAUAUUACACUCAAUAGAGUACAGAUCAGGGAAUGAAAAUCCGUCACCCUGCUGGUUUCAUGUUGAUAUAAAAUUGGCCUCACCCAAAAAUCCCAAUGGAGGAGAGUGGCAUUAUCAUAUCAUUCUUAAAAGGUUGACGGUGAAGCUAACUACGCCAUUUUUCCUAGUCAGCAGUCUUAUUUCCUGGUUCAGGUAAUAUUUGCAUACAAUGUCAUGCUUUCGGAUUCCUUCUUCUCUUUGCAGUAAGGUUAAUAGUAUUAUGUCAAAUUUUUUAUGGGGGGAAAAUCCAAUGAAAAGAGGUUGCAUUGGCUUUCUUGGAAAAAGAUGUGUAAUUCCAAAAUUGAUGGUGGUAUGGGUUUCAGAGAUAUGGAGUGCUUCAAGAGAGCUCUAGUGGCAAAACAAGGUUGGAGGAUUCUCUCCAAUCUCUCCAAUCUGGACUCCCUGCUAGCCUGUGUUUUAAAAGGCAAAUACUAUCCACAUUCCUCUUUCCUACAAGCAGCUCAAGGAAGGAAAGUGUUAUGGGAUGACAAAGCAUUUUUUGGGGAAGAGAAAUUCUCAAACAUGGCACUGGAUGGCAUGUAGGCAAUGGAGAAACCAUUUUCUGUAAAGAGGAUGCAUGGGUUCCCCUUCUUUUUCUGAGCAAACCACAAGUUAAAGAGGGAUAUGAGGAAGAGGUAACUCCAAUUACUCAUUUGAUUAAUUCCUCCUUACAUGAUUGGGAUGUUGGCAUUUUAUCCAGGAACUUUGAACAAGCAGAUAUACAAGCUAUAAGGGCUAUUCCUUUGAGCCUUCUCAAUAGAGAAGACCGCCUUAUUUGGCAUCUUGAGAAGAAUGGGAAUAUACGGUUCGGUCAGGGUAUUGGAAGGCAAAAGAAAUUAGGCAAGUGGAAUCGGGAGACAUUAAUGGUGAUCCUGGCCCAAGUUCAUCAACACAGAAUUCAUCUUUCUGGAAGAGACUUUGGAAAAUUAAUCUUUCUAGCAAGAUAAAAAUUUUCUUCUGACUCUUUUGUUCUGAACACCUUCCCUGUAAAGAAGUUCUUCAACACCGAAUACAAUACUUUGGUCUUGCUUUCCCUUUCUGUGGGGACGUGGAAUCGAUGGAUCACCUCGAUCUGGUUAGUUUCUCCACUCCAGCUGCAAUCGUCUCUUCUGAGAAGCUCUAACAUGAAGGAUAAGUGGCUUGAAAUUUGCCAAGUUCUUUCUCAGGCAGUGAAUUCAGAGAACAUGAUACAAUUUUUUGCUUUUAUCUAUGGCAAAUAUGGAAGGAUAGAAUGACAUGAUUUUUAGGCAGAAUUCCAAAUAGGCCUCUACAUCUGUGUCUUUGGCCUUACAAGCACAAGAGGAUUUCUAGGAAGCUAAUGCUCUGGAACCACAAACCUUGAAACAGAGUUAUUUAGCUCAAAGAGAUGGGGUAGAGUCAGCUAGUCCAACUUGGCAGCCCCCACCUUCUGGUAUUCUGAAACUCAAUUUGAUGCAACAGUGGAUAAUCACACUAGAACUGGUGCUACAGCAGUUGUUCUUCGUGAUCAUUGUGGGAGCAUUUUUAGUGGUGUUGUAGUUUGUGGAGUUCUUUUUACAGACCGCUUAUAAUUAGAAAGCAUUUAAUUAGAAAGCAUUGCUUGUUGAAAGGC
Manihot esculenta (cassava) is the source of this 3436-nucleotide messenger RNA. Its product is annotated as pentatricopeptide repeat-containing protein At1g77405. NCBI's taxonomy places the organism in Eukaryota, Viridiplantae, Streptophyta, Magnoliopsida, Malpighiales, Euphorbiaceae. The record is from RefSeq and is a predicted model, not a curated record. Gene Ontology annotation, molecular function: protein binding. Bases 166 to 1500 code for a protein of 444 amino acids. The transcript is spliced from 2 exons.